AUUCAUCGCAUUCGGAGUCCGUGCGUUUAGUCGGCCGGUACUUGUUGUUAAGUGUGUGUGUGUGUAUGUUUUUUAGUGUGCGUGUUGUUUAAGGUAUAAUUUCGUAUACUUUAUAUUCGAUAUUCUGUUUUAUCGACGUAGGUAAUAUUGCAAUAUUGUCGUCUGCAUCGACGACCCGUCGUCAGUUUAUGUGCGCGUUAUCCACGGUUUUCGUUAUCAAGACUUGAGCUUCUCGCGAAGACGGUCCUCUCUCUCGGUUUUUCUUCAAAAAAUAAAAAAAUCGGGCACACAGAUUCCAAUGGCAUCUUUACCGCCGCCGAUGUCGGAUACGUCUUCUGCCUUACCCGUUGUUUCGGUGGUCGAGUUCGAGUCGCUGAUAGGCGCUUGAGGGAUAUCGAUGACCGCUGGGCCCAUGACGCGCAACGGCGAGUGUAAAAAGUUUUCGCCCAACAUAUUCAACAAGUCCAAAUGCACCAAUUGCUUCAGGCAAAAGGAGGAGCACAGCGCCGAAGCUUUGGAAAGCAACAGGGCUACCAGGAAAGCGGUAAAAUGCGGAUACUUAUUCGUAGCACCCGGGCGAGACUUCUCCAAUCCGAUAAACCGAACGAAGAGAUGGCAAAGGAGGUGGUUUGUGUUGUUCGACGACGGAGAACUGAUUUAUUCACUGGACGAGCACCCCGACACCGUACCUCAAGCCAGACUUGACAUGUUUACUGCGAUCGCCGUGGAAGAAGCGGACGAAGCGACCGGCAACCCUCACAGUCUGGCCAUCACAUCGUCGGAUCACUCUGUACACUUUGUUCGGGGAGCAUGCAGGGAGGAAGCUAGAGGGUGGAGAGACGUACUUACCUCAUACAUGCGUCAUACUACACAGAUAACCCCGUCGACCAACGGCGGCGGCGUACCAAAGCACAAACGGAACUCGACGUUCCCGGGUCCGAACCCCACAUCCGGCGCUCUCAAUGGACCAGUUAGAGCCGCUGUCAUUUCUAAGAGUACAAAUCUGACUAGUCAUCAGCAAACGACGGGGUGGGCGACUUCGACGCCGAUCGUGUCCGAACGAGACCAAAGACCCCGUUCGUCGACGGCACCCGUUAUCGUGGCGACCGUUCCGACCAACAAGACCGACAGAAACGUCGGAUCUAAUUCGCCUCCUACCAGAGAAAAAUCGCGAUCCGAAGUAAAAGUGCGAAUUAGGUCGUCCGAACAACAUAGGUCCAACUCGAGUUUGUCUCAGACGUCUUCUUCGGGGUGGGAUCAAACCGAUUCGUCGGAUUGCGUUACCAGAAGAUUACUGAUCGAAGAUUUCGAAAACGAAUGCAAGUUAAAAGAGAUCGCCGACUCUAUUUCUCGUUUACACCCUCGCAACAACAACGGGGUGUUGUCUAAAUCUAGAAAUCUGGAACCCACAAGGGACACAGACGUCACGAAUCAAAAACAGGUUCGUGGUGAUCCGGACGGCUGUGGUUUGGACUUGUUGCGAUAUUCGCCCAGCUCAGAACUUAGAGUUGAACUGCCGACCGAAGAUCUUUUAAACAUAAAAAAAGGCUGGCUUAUGAAACAAGGAAUCGCCGCUGAUGAGUGGAACAAACACUGGUUUGUUUUACGAGGUUCCGCAUUACUAUUUUAUCGCGACCCCACUGCAGAAGACCAAGGUAUCUUAGACGGCGUUGUCGAUCUAAGUUGUGUAACCAUGGUCAGUGAAGUACAAGUGAACAGAAAUUACGGAUUUCAAACUAUCUCUUGGGACGAAAAAAGAGUUGUCUUAUCGGCAAUAACGUCUGGGAUAAGAACCAAUUGGGUGUCUGCCAUCCGAAGAGCUGCCGGACUAACAGAAGACAAUAUGUUGGUCAAACCUCCGUUGGACGGUACCUUGUCAUCGUCGAGAUCGGUGAUUUUUUCAUCAGACGAUGAGUACAGGACGGCAUCUGAGUGUGGUCGACACGAGAGUAGUGAUUGGGGAGACACUUUACCGCCUUCGCCACCUCUCAACCGAACGCCCAUAUCGAAGGUCAAAGAACGAGCCAGAGGAGGUCCCCGGAGUAGAAUAUUCACGGGCGGAAGUCUGGCUGCGAAGCGUUCAAAGUCUUCACCCCCUGUAUCGCCGAGAAGUAUAUCCGAUACUUCUAAAUCCGAAGAACUCUUACUGUCUUCUUGUGCCGAAUCCGACGACACGAAGAGCGAUCGUAGUUCUUUAGUCGGUCGUGUCGACAAACAAGCGGACGAUUUGGCCGAUGUAAAAAAACAACUUACCACCGUACUGUGUCAAUUGAGUAACGCCGAACAAGAAUUGAUAAGACUGCGACAACGCAAACACGACGUGUUGACGUUGCAAAAACAAGUCGAGACAAUGGCUACUUCGUUGAAAAUGGCUGAAGACAUGAUCAAACAAAAAUCGGACCAACUAUCGGAAUUUGAUUCAUUGAGAAAACUUUACAGAGACGAGAAGAAGAAUUGGGAAGCUGCUUUGUUGUCUGUACAAAAUCAAUCUGAGCAGCAAAUCGAAGAACUAGAGAGGACCAGAGAACAAGUAUCUAGGCUCAGGGGUACAUUAGCUGAUGUAUCUGAUCGGUUGGCCAGAGGAAUCGAGGAAAACGAAUCUCUUUACAGGAGAGUACGCGAGUUGGAAGGCCGUUCUAUGCCGAUAAACACCUCGAUUCGAGACAGCCGUGCCAGAAGCUUAGAUUCAUUAAGUGAUUUGACAAACAUCGAUUUAGAUUUAGAUACCGAAAACAUGGAUAAAGAGAGAAUUGUGGAAGAAUACGAAGACCUUCGUUGUAGAUUUGAAAAAGCCGUCCACGAAAUAAGAGCGAUGAAACGGGAACUGAAAGAAUCGAAUGUACAAACAGACAUUUUAGAGCUGGAACUCAUCAACGCCAGACAAGAUAUACAAAUCAGACAACAAACGUACGAAAGCCAAGCUUCCAUGAUGGCUGCUAGAAUUCAGGAUCUGACUACCAAACUCACGACUGCCGACAAACAGAUUCGGCUGCUAAAACAAAAACUAACAAAGUCCGACGGCCGAGAUAAGCGCAGGUCCUUGUCUUUAAAGGGUCGUGAAUCGUUUACUAUUUGCAAAGAACUGGAGGAGAAGCUAAUCGACUUAGAAAAGAAAAUCGGCAAACUCGAUUCGAAAGGCAUCACCGCGAUAGAAAAACCGGAGCCGGUAGACAACGCAGGGUGCCGGGCAAGCACGGUGGCUUCCAGACUAAGACGCAAGUCGCUGGAUAGCGCCACGAGCAGUGAACCGAUGAAAGUGUUGAUUCGAAUGACAUCUCUCGAAAACCGCGUCGCCGACUUGCAGAAGACCCACCCGGACGCCAUGAAUAUUAUCGUGGAGGACGGCGCCGAAACUAAGGACACGGAAGUGUUCAAAAUCGAACGGGCCUGGAGAGGUAAAUUAAGCGAGAUAGCGUCUAAGAGGCGAAAGCUACUCAACGACGGAUGUCUGAACGACGAAGCCAAGACCGCGUUGUUAGCUGAAAAAGUCGCUACCGAAUCGGUGUUUUUGAACAAACUAAGACAACUGUUGAAAAACGACGCUGCGAUAGAAACGACAAAUAGACUGAAGAGUCGCCUGGAAGGAAAUUUGGAUUUGUUCGCGGAGGUCAGUAAAAUCGCCACCAUAAAGAACAAUACCGAGAAGAGAGUGAAGGAGUUUUUGGACGCCCGGUUGAACGCUAUUCAGAAGUACAAAUGGGACGCCGACGAAGUGAGGACCGUCGCGUACGAGUGUCUGGAGAGCAUCGUGUUGGAUACGGAAAUGCACAUGGCGUUAGACUAUUACUUCAAAACCCAAGAUCUAACCGACAAGGGUAGCGUCAUGUUGAUACAGUGCGUUAUGAACAGAGGUAAGCUGGAAACUUGGCUGAGCGACGUUCGCCAACUGAUCGAAGCGCAAAUCGAAGAUGUCGUACAUGCGUUACCGGCUAAAACCAAAUGCUGCGAAAACAACAACUACCUGGUGGAGUAUUUCGAAGUAGCCGUGCUCCAUUGUAUGCUGGAAUCCGGCUUGAAACUGGUGGAGAAAACGCCCAAAAGCAAACUGGACAUGGACGAGGACGGGGCGCUGUCCGAGUGUCAGUUCCUCGCUGCCAAGAUCUGUCGGUGCUUGCCCAUGCCGAACGACGAGCGGAUGUUGCACGACAGCCUCGGUGGCGUCGAAUCCGAAGUGAUGGCUUUGCGGUCUUGCAUGGAGGAUAUAAUUGACAAGAGACAGUUGAAUGGCCCCGUGUCCGACCCGCAGCCGUUGCGCAACGAGAACAAGCCUACGUCUUGGAUCGAAGACGUGUGCAACAAGUGUCAUGACCUGCGUAUGCAAAUAGCGUCACUGCAGAUGUACCUGGCGCAGUGCCAAGAAUGUCAGAGGUGCGUUUACCUACAGGAAAAGAUCAAGGGCUACGAACAGGAACGCGACGACGAGCUGGAAAACGUGCAGAGACGACACCAGAUGGACAUGGCGGAGUUGAAGAGCAGGCUGGAAGAGGAAAAGCGCAAAUUGUUGGCGGUCGGCGAACAAGAGCAAAACGCGCUGAGAGACCGCGUGAAGAAAUUGGAACGACGGUUGAACGCUCUAGACUCGGAGUACAACCAGCAAAUGGACAAUUUGAGGUUGACCUAUCAAAUCUCGUUGGCGUCGAACGAGUCGCCUAACACUAUCUUGACGGAAGAGUCGACCAGACUUAGGUACCAAACGGAAAUCGAACACUUGCGGGCUCUAUGCGAAAAAGGUUUGCUGGCCAUGGAGAACUCGCACAGGCGUAUUAUCGUCGAACUAGAAGAGAAGCACCGUCAGGAGACCGAAGCGUUGAAGGUGGAGAAAGAACAGGCCCUAGCCGAAGAAACUCACGCCACACUAGCUGCGUUGGACGCGAUGAGAAAAGCCCACGAGGCUGAAGUGCAAAAGGAAGUCAGUAAGUUCAAGACGGAGUUUUUGAAAAAGAUCCAGUCCAGCCACGACAUCGGAGCACUGCACAAAGAACAUGAAGCCGAAAUGGAAGAGAUAAAAAAAGAAAUACUCUCGCUGUCCGAGAAGUAUUCCAUCAAGUGCGUCGAGUCUGCCAAUUUAGAAGAGGAAUUGAAAUCGGCCAAUUCUCAACUGGCGCAAGCCCAGCAACAAAUCAUUCAACUCGAUUCUAGAAAUAAACAGCUAAGGGCGCACUUAAUAUCCGAGAGCAACGACGUACCGCUGGAGUUUGAGCCAGCGAACACGGACGCUGAACUUGGCCGAUUGAAACAAGACAUACUGCAUGGCGAAUCGCUUGAAAGCAUUUUGAACAGUGUCGAACAGUUCAGCGCUGGCGCAGUAGUGCCUCGAGUCGACCUACCCGUUAUUGUAGCGCUGGUAAAUAAGUUGCGGCACUUCUCUAGCGACAAUCUUCAAGAGUCCAUUGUCGACGAGUCACACGCUGCAUCAAAAACGCGUAACGUGACUCUCAAACGGACGGAACCCUCGCCUCUAAAUCAGUCAGAGCCGAAGAGGUAUCUGACAUGUCACAGUAACAUUAUCAACACUAAUGACAGGAGCAGCCGAUCGUCUCCGUUUAACCGGUGCAAUGGUAUUCUGUUGAAGUCUCCGGGCAUGUGCGGGAUGGUGGCCGACCGCAAGAAAAUUUUUGAACAGCGCUAACCUACAAAAAUAACAACUACUGUACACUUAUUAGCAUAACUAGUUGCUGUUUUAGUUUUCAACAAGUGAUUCAUAUUGAAUUAUAUUAUUAUAAAAUUACAAACUAUAUCAAUUAAUAUUAUACUUAAUAUAUAAUUUUUUUUUUUGCGUUUCACAAACGCCUAUGUGUUCAACAAAACUUAUAUAUUAUUAUCUAUUUUGUAUACCAUUUAUAUAUUAUUAUAUCAUUAUUAGAAUAGACAUUAUAAAAGCAAAAUCAAUUUACAAAACGUUGUUUUGACAUUGACAUAUUAUAUUUUAAUGAUAUUAUUUUUAUCGCUACAAGACCCAUUAGGCAUUUUUAUCCAAUAGCUGUUGCAGAUAUUGUGUUUUGUUAUUUAAUAAUAAUACUAGUUUUAAAAACUCACGUUUAUUAUUAUUUAUUUUUAUGUAGAAAAUAGCUGUUUUUUUUUUUUUGUUGAAUAGUGUUUUAAAACUUAAAGAAUUAACUAAUGUGUGAAUUUUUUUUUUUGCUACAAUUUGUCUUGUCAGGCAACUGACAAAACUAUUCCUUUUUGACAUAAUCCAUAAAAAGGUCAAUUGUUAUUUUAUAAAAAUUAUUUUAACCUGCCGUUUGUUUAUUCAUCAAUAACUUAUAUUAAAAACUAUAAUAAACAUAUUGUGUUUUGAUAGCUUUCUUUGUUACACAGCCCCUCCUCAUCCACAUUACAGUUGUUAACUUUAUUUAUUAUAAUAAAUGUAAUUUAAUUUUUAUUGUUAUUGCG
Molecule: messenger RNA, 6393 nt
Organism: Adelges cooleyi (spruce gall adelgid)
Lineage: Eukaryota; Metazoa; Arthropoda; Insecta; Hemiptera; Adelgidae
Gene: osp
Product: protein outspread
Exons: 23
Coding region: 398-5629 (1743 amino acids)
Biological process (GO): actin filament organization
Cellular component (GO): actin cytoskeleton
Molecular function (GO): actin filament binding
Source: RefSeq, a predicted model, not a curated record